This is a messenger RNA of Carlito syrichta (Philippine tarsier), 2788 nucleotides long. It is a transcript of the gene VILL, whose product is annotated as villin like. Gene Ontology annotation, biological process: actin polymerization or depolymerization; cytoskeleton organization; actin filament severing. Gene Ontology annotation, molecular function: actin filament binding; phosphatidylinositol-4,5-bisphosphate binding. Gene Ontology annotation, cellular component: actin cytoskeleton; cytoplasm. The transcript is spliced from 19 exons. Lineage: Eukaryota; Metazoa; Chordata; Mammalia; Primates; Tarsiidae. The record is from RefSeq and is a predicted model, not a curated record. Bases 86 to 2656 code for a protein of 856 amino acids.
GUACAGGUGGUUAGAGGGCUGGCCUCUAGCCUGAGAACUCUGGCUCUUGUUCCUUGUGUCCUCCCACAUUCCUGCCUGGCCUAGGAUGGUGGACAUCAACAAGAGCCUCCCAGUCAUCGAGCGCCACAGGGACCUCCACGUAUGGAUCAUUGAGAACCUGAAGAUGGCGCCAGUCCCUGAGAAGGCUUAUGGGAACUUCUUUGAGGAACACUGCUAUAUCAUCCUCCACGUCCCCCAGAGCCUGAAGGCCACGCAGGGGACGUGCAGCGACCUGCACUACUGGGUCGGGCAGGAGGCUGGCACAGAUGCGCAGGGUGCUGCGGGCGCCUUUGUGCAGCACCUACAUGAAGCGCUGGGCUCCCAGACCGUGCAGCAUCGCGAGGUGCAGGGCCACGAGUCCGACUGUUUCCGCAGCUACUUCCGACAAGGAGUUAUAUACAGGAAAGGAGGCCUAGCCUCUGACCUCAAGCACGUGGAAACCAACAUGUACAACAUCCAGCGGCUGCUGCACAUCAAAGGGAGGAAGCAUAUGUCUGCCACCGAGGUGGAGCUCUCCUGGAACAGCUUUAAUAAGGAUGACAUCUUCCUGCUGGACCUAGGCAAGGUGAUGAUCCAGUGGAAUGGCCCCAAGACUGGCAUUUCCGAGAAGUCUCGGGGUCUGGCCCUGACCUGCAGCAUUCGGGACAGGGAACGUGGUGGACGUGCUCAGAUUGGUGUGGUGGAUGAUGAGGUCAAAGCCACCGACCUCAUGCAGACCAUGGAGGCUGUGCUGGGCCGCAGAGUGGGCAACCUGCGUGCCGCCACACCCAGCAAGAGUAUUAACCAGCUGCAGAAGGCCAACGUUCGCCUCUACCAUGUCUAUGAGAAGGGCCAGGACUUGGUGGUCCAGGAAUUGGCAACCCGCCCACUGACUCAGGACCUUCUGCAGGAGGAGAACUGCUACCUCCUUGACCAGGGUGGCUUCAAGAUCUAUGUGUGGCAGGGACACAUGUCCAGCCUCCAGGAGAGAGAGGCUUCCUUCAGCAGGGCGGUGGGCUUCAUCCAGGCCAAGGGCUACCCCACUCACACCAACGUGGAGGUGGUGAACGACGGCGCCGAGUCGGCCUCGUUCCUGCAGCUCUUCCGGACGUGGUCUAAGGAGCCGGGCAGGCACCGGCGGCUGGGCGGGAUGGGUCAAUUGAUUCAGGCGAAGUUGGACGUGGGCAAGCUGCAUAGCCAGCCUGAGCUAGCGGCCCAGCUCAGGAUGGUGGACGAUGGCUCCGGGAAGGUGGAGGUGUGGUGCAUCCAGGACUCACACAGGCAGCCUGUGGACCCCAAGCGUCACGGACAGUUGUGUGCUGGCCACUGCUACCUGGUCCUCUACACAUACCAGAAGCUGGGCCAUAUCCAGUAUCUCCUGUACCUAUGGCAGGGCCACCGGGCCACGGCAGAUGAGAUGGAGUCCCUGAGCCACAAUGCUGAGGAGCUGGACCUCAAGUACGGUGGAGCCCUAGUGCAGGAGCACGUGACCAUGGGCAGUGAGCCCCCGCACUUCCUCACCAUCUUCCGGGGCCAGCUGGUGGUCUUCCAGGGGAGCGCUGGGCACCAUGGAAAGGGGCAGCCAGCAUCCUCCACGAGGCUCUUUCACGUGCGAGGCACCGACAGCCACAACACCAGGACCAUGGAGGUGCCAGCCCGUGCCUCAUCCCUCAACCCCAGCGAUGUCUUCUUGCUGGUCACAGCCGGCGUCUGCUACCUCUGGUUUGGGAAGGGCUGUAACGGUGACCAGCGUGAGAUGGCACGGGCGGUGGCCACUGUUGUCUCUGGGAAGAAUGAAGAAACGGUGCUGGAGGGUCAGGAGCCCCCCCAGUUCUGGGAGGCCCUGGGAGGCCGGGCCCCCUACCCCAUCAUUAAGAGGCUCCCCGAGGAGGGCUCCAGCUUCCAGCCACGACUGUUUGAGUGCUACAGCCAGAUGGGCUGCCUGGUCCUCACGGAAGUGGUGUUCUUUAGCCAAGAGGACCUGGACAAGUAUGACAUUCUAUUACUGGACACCUGGCAGGAGAUCUUCCUAUGGCUGGGGGAAGCCGCAAGUGAGUGGAAGAAGGAGGCAGUGGCCUGGGGCCGAGAGUACCUGAUGGCCCAUCCGGCAGGGAGGAGCCUGGCCACACCCAUCGUGCUGGUCAAGCAGGGCCAUGAGCCUCCCACCUUCACCGGAUGGUUCUUCACUUGGGACCCCUACAAGUGGACCAACUACCCAUCCUAUGAGGAGGCAGUAGAUGGCAGCCUGGGAGCAGCAUCUGCCAUCUCUGAGAUAACUGUGGAAGUCAACAACUUCCGGCUAUCCAGAUGGCCAGGCAAUGGCAGAGCAGGUCCCCCAGCCCCACAGGCCCUCACGGGCUCCCGAGACAGCUCAGAGAACGAGAUGACGCCAGGCCGUGAGACAGGUGGCAGUCGCACGAGCACUGGCACCAGCUCCACGGUCAACGGGAGCCUGCCCCGGGAACGGCUGAUGAACCAGGCCGCCGAGGACCUGCCGGAGGGUGUGGACCCUGCCCGCAAGGAGUUCUAUCUCUCAGACUCUGACUUCCAAGACAUCUUUGGGAAAUCCAAGGAGGACUUCUACAGCAUGGCCAAGUGGAGGCAGCAGCAGGAGAAAAAGCAGCUGGGCUUCUUCUGAACCCGGCCCUCCCCUUCCCGUCUCCACCCCUCGCUUACCUGUGCCCCUGGGAGACUCUGCUCACACCCCCCUUGGAGGCUUCUGGGUCACCUUGUCAGUAAAAGCCCCCUUGUCAGUAAAAGCGGGCAGCCC